Messenger RNA from Necator americanus (New World hookworm), 423 nucleotides. RefSeq lists its product as uncharacterized. The record is from RefSeq and is a predicted model, not a curated record. Lineage: Eukaryota; Metazoa; Nematoda; Chromadorea; Rhabditida; Ancylostomatidae. The transcript has a single exon. The coding region runs from base 1 to 423 and encodes 140 amino acids.
AUGCUUAAGCGGCUGCGCACGAGCUCGGCUGCUUGGUUGCAAGCGACUGAGACUGGAGCGAUGAGUGAAGCUAGCGAGGGCCCCAACUCAAUUGGAACUUCUAUCUCCGCAGCGCCGCAUCGAGCGCAGCCGCUUACACAACUGCACCGUGCUUCAUGUCCUGACCGUACUAUGUCUUCACCAUUAGUGGAUGAUGAGCACCAAGAAGAGAGCAGUACUUUUAAGGGAGUAGACAGCAAAAGAAAAAGCCGAACUCGACAAGCUAUGCUUCCGUUGGCUGACUUACUGUCAGAAAUUUUCUUUUGUUGGCAAGCUGGCUUCAUGAUCCUGCUUGAAAUUGAUAGCGUGAACAACACAGUUAUGCCCUCAAUAGACGUCCAUGCCCAUACUACAAUGAUUAACGGUGCGCAGAAUUUUAGCUGA